AUGGCUUCUUCUUCUUCUUCUUCACUAAUCACGAUCUUCCUACUGAGCUCCGCUCUUGCUGCCUGCGCAGCAAAUUUCUACCAAAACGUAGACAUAACAUGGGGCGACGGCAGAGCCAAGAUACUCAACAAUGGAGACCUUCUCACUCUCUCCCUAGAUAAGUCCUCUGGCUCUGGUUUUCAGUCCAGGAAUCAAUACCUCUUCGGAAAAAUGGAUAUGCAGAUCAAACUCGUCCCCGGGAACUCCGCUGGAACUGUCACAUCCUACUACUUGAAGUCGCUGGGAUCGAGUUGGGACGAAAUAGAUUUCGAAUUCUUGGGGAAUUUGAGCGGCGACCCUUACAUUCUUCACACCAAUGUAUUUAGUGAAGGAAAAGGAAACAGAGAGCAACAAUUCUACCUCUGGUUCGAUCCCACUGACAAUUUCCACACUUAUUCAAUCCUCUGGAACCCACAACGCAUUAUAUUCUCAGUGGACGGGAUACCCAUCAGGGAAUUUAAGAACGCAGAGUCAAUCGGCGUGCCUUACUUAAAGAACCAGCCUAUGAGGAUCUAUUCAAGCCUGUGGAACGGCGAUCAAUGGGCAACCAAAGGUGGCCUUGUGAAGAUAGAUUGGACCAAGGCCCCAUUCACGGCCUUCUACCGGAAUUUCAACGAUGCCACCGCCUGUUUCUGGUCAGGUGGUAACGCCGGAAAGUCGUCUUGCACCGGCUCGAGUGACCAUGCAUGGAUGAAUGAGCAGCUGAACACGACGAGCCAAGAGAAGAUGAGAUGGGUGCGCAAGAACUACAUGGUGUAUAAUUACUGCAAUGACAUCAAGAGGUUCCCUCUAGGGUUUCCGGCUGAGUGUUCUUUAUUGAAGACAUAA
This is a messenger RNA of Impatiens glandulifera, 867 nucleotides long. Its product is annotated as probable xyloglucan endotransglucosylase/hydrolase protein 23. Gene Ontology annotation, molecular function: hydrolase activity, hydrolyzing O-glycosyl compounds; xyloglucan:xyloglucosyl transferase activity. The transcript is spliced from 3 exons. Gene Ontology annotation, cellular component: apoplast; cell wall. Lineage: Eukaryota; Viridiplantae; Streptophyta; Magnoliopsida; Ericales; Balsaminaceae. Gene Ontology annotation, biological process: cell wall biogenesis; xyloglucan metabolic process. The coding region runs from base 1 to 867 and encodes 288 amino acids. The record is from RefSeq and is a predicted model, not a curated record.